Messenger RNA from Diversispora eburnea, 219 nucleotides. NCBI's taxonomy places the organism in Eukaryota, Fungi, Glomeromycota, Glomeromycetes, Diversisporales, Diversisporaceae. The record is from the annotation of a GenBank genome assembly.
AUGGUAGAUCUAGGAUCAAAUUUUUAUGUGCAAGCUAAAGUACCGGAUACUACAUAUAUUUAUAUAAAUGUUGGAUUUGGAUUUCACGUUCAAUUAACAUUGGAUGAAGCUAUUGCAUUUAUUGAGAAAAAAGAAGCAAUGUUGCAAAAAAGAUCUAAUAAAUAUACACAAGAUAUUGCUAAAAUCAAUGCUCAUAUUAAAGUGGUAAGAUAUCAUUAA